This is a messenger RNA of Lolium perenne, 561 nucleotides long. The record is from RefSeq and is a predicted model, not a curated record. NCBI's taxonomy places the organism in Eukaryota, Viridiplantae, Streptophyta, Magnoliopsida, Poales, Poaceae.
AUGGGAAUCCAGCAAGCCGAUCGACGAUACCUGGCGGAGACGCGAUCGCAUGCGGGAUCACGUACGCACUCACCUCGCUUCCUGCUCGACUCCACCGCCGCCGCCCCUCGUCAUCGUUCGAUCGCCAGUGAACUUUCAUCGUCGUUCUUCUCCGCGUCUUUGAGGGGAGUUUCUUCGCACCGUUCUUUCGCCAAGGUGGUGGCCGGGAGCAGUUCCACGGCUUCGAUGGCCGGGUAUCCUCGCCCGCCUGCGCCACCAGGAGUGUCCCUGCCUGCGCCUGGGACAGCACCGGCUGUGCCAGGGGCUGCUCAUCCGCCGGUGGCUGCUGCUGCGGCUAGUGCCGGACCCUACUUGGGUCCCCCUGGUUUCCAGGGCUGGCCGGCCGGGACUCCCAUGUCGCAGACCGCGCCGACUCCACGACUGACAGCCCCACCUCCGAGGCCAGCUGCGGCGUUCCGCCCUCCAGUCCGCUUGCCUGUGCCGCAGAUGCCGUACUUGCCGCAGCAACCGUAUCAUCAGUACCAGGGGAACGUCACCCGGUGCCUGGGCAGCAAAAUAUGA